This is a messenger RNA of Ceraceosorus guamensis, 1881 nucleotides long. Its product is annotated as MFS general substrate transporter. Gene Ontology annotation, biological process: transmembrane transport. Bases 1 to 1881 code for a protein of 626 amino acids. Lineage: Eukaryota; Fungi; Basidiomycota; Exobasidiomycetes; Ceraceosorales; Ceraceosoraceae. The transcript has 3 exons. The record is from RefSeq and is a predicted model, not a curated record. Gene Ontology annotation, molecular function: transmembrane transporter activity.
AUGUUGGGCAAUCUUUCUCCACCGGCACCUGCCGUACUCAGAGACUCGAGGGCCGCAUCGACGCAUGAAGCGCCGCCAAAAAAGCUUUCGGAUCUGUCCGACGUCAAGCUCGUAGGCUACGAGGAUCCUCGAAACUGGAGCUCACCUCGAAAAUGGUCGACUGCAGCCAUCAUCAGCUUCAUGGGCUUCAUAUCACCGUUGGGCUCCUCAAUCGUCGUUCCAGGUUCGCCUUUCGUCGAUAGGGAAUUCAAUUUGCCAAGUCGAACGGUUGCGCUGUUGCCCGUCUCGAUGUUUGUCUUGGGCCUUGGCAUGGGACCGUUCUUGCUUGCGCCAGCCAGCGAGCUCAAAGGCAGACAACCUGUCUACGUCCUCUCUUCGCUCGUCUUUGUAGCUUUCAACGUCGCCACUGCCGUCGCUCCCAACAUGACCGCCCUCAUCAUCCUUCGAUUCCUAGCUGGCGCAGCAGGCAGUGCGGGACCAAGUCUUGGCGCAGGUAGCAUCGGUGACAUGUUCGCUCCUAACGAGCGCGGUCGUGCACAAUCGCUCUACGGUCUUGGUCCACUGCUCGGACCUGUAUGCGGUACCGUAGCUGGCGGUUGGAUCGUUCAGGAUAUCAGAUCUUGGCGUUGGCUUCUGUGGACACUGACCAUCUUGUCUGGCGCCGUCCUCUUCAUCAUCGCUGCGUUACUUCGUGAGACCUAUGCACCCGUACUACUGGAACGCAAAAAACGGAGGGCGGCCAAAGAGCGCCUCGACCAGCUUCCCGCUGCCGUUGCAAACGGAUUAGAUCCCACGGAAGCCGCCAUGGAGGAGGACUUGCUUCGCCGUGCCGCCACAUCUGGCGCACCGAGAGGCAUGAGUCUGGUGCGCCGGGUUCUUUUCGAAGUCACGCCGGGCGUCGCCGCCCGCACCAAGACCAAAGUCGCCUUUACUCGACCUUUUCGGCUGCUUUUCACCAACCCCAUCUGUGCCGUCUUCUCCAUCUACAUGGGUUUCAUCUACGGCAUCAUCUUCCUGUUCCUGACACAGCACCCGCUGCUUUAUCAGCACCGAGAGCCAGACGAGGAGGCGCCCAGACCGGACCAGCUGCCUACCUACGAUUGGAAGCCCGGUCCUGCUGGCCUCACCUAUAUUGGUCUUGGGUUGGGAUUCUUGACGGCUGCUUUGAUCAAUGUCCUGUUGCAGGAUUCCAUCUAUCGUCGUCUCGUCGCUUCUAAUGGCAAGCUUGGCUGGUUCUUGUUCGACCUGCCAGAGGUCAUCGAGGCCAGAAUGGCUGACUCCAAGCACAUCGGCAUUGCUCAACGGGAGCAUGACAUGGAAGCUAGCGCCAUGCCACCCGUAGCAGCACCUGUCUCCGCGGAAAAAGUUGCGCCGACGCCACACUCCUCGGAAGCUCCCGUAGCGGAGAAGCAUGCGGCCGGAAACAAAGCUGACGCACGGGUCACGACGCCUGCACUGCCCAUGCCCGUCCGAAAAGGUCGACCAGAAUAUCGUCUGCCGCUUUGCCUCUUGGGCAUGAUUAUUCUGCCCAUGGGUCUCGUCAUUUUUGGAUGGGCAGCAGACCAGCGCGUGCACUGGGUAGCUCCGCUGGUAGGCUCAUACCUCGUGGGUAUGGGUUCCAUCUUGCCCUUUCAAGUUAUCCUCGUCUAUCUCGUCGACGCCUUCAUUCCCUUCUCGGCAUCAGCAACAGCCUGCGCCGUCCUCGUGCGAAGCAUCCUCGCCGCUGUAUUCCCGCUCUUCGCUCAGCAAAUGUUCGUUGCAUGGGGCUUUGGAGGUGGGAGCACUUUCCUUGCCGGCAUCUCGCUUCUUGCCGUGCCCGUACCCAUUGUUCUAUACCGCUACGGCGAGCAGCUGAGAGAACGCUUCAAAUUCCGCCAGUGA